GGUUGGCUCUGGUGCUGCUGUCGAGUUGGGAGGUGACGGCGCUGUCUCGCUGCUUGUCGGACAGAGGGGAACUUCACGGCGGCUACGGGUGUGGCUUCAAACGUAAUAUUUUCCCACUUAAACAGCAGUCCUGAAGCGCGCACUAGGAACCAUGGGUUGUACGGUUAGUCAGGAAGAUAAAGCCGCGGCCGAGAGGUCUAAAAUGAUUGACAAAAACCUGAGAGAAGAUGGAGAGAAGGCGGCCAGAGAAGUGAAACUGCUGCUGCUGGGUGCUGGAGAGUCGGGGAAGAGCACCAUUGUGAAGCAGAUGAAGAUUAUCCAUGAGGAUGGAUACUCAGAAGAUGAGUGUAAGCAGUACAGAGCAGUUGUCUACAGCAACACAAUCCAGUCCAUUAUGGCCAUCAUCAAAGCUAUGGCCAACCUUAAGAUCGACUAUGAGGAAGCUACAAGAGCGGAUGAUGCCCGCCAACUGUUUGCCCUGUCGGCAGCAGCAGAGGAGCAGGGCAUCCUGCCAGAAGAACUGUCCAACGUCAUCCAACGACUGUGGGCCGACGGUGGAGUCCAGGGCUGCUUUACACGGGCUCGGGAGUACCAGCUCAAUGACUCUGCGGCCUACUACCUGAACGACCUGGAGAGGAUAGCCAAGCCAGAUUACAUCCCCACACAGCAAGAUGUGCUGCGGACCCGAGUGAAGACCACCGGCAUCGUGGAAACACAUUUCACCUUCAAGGACCUGCACUUCAAGAUGUUUGACGUCGGAGGCCAGCGGUCAGAGAGGAAGAAGUGGAUCCACUGCUUCGAGGGAGUCACGGCUAUCAUCUUCUGUGUGGCCAUGAGCGCUUACGACCUGGUCCUGGCUGAGGAUGAGGAGAUGAACCGGAUGCACGAGAGCAUGAAGCUCUUCGACUCCAUCUGCAACAACAAGUGGUUCACAGAGACGUCCAUCAUCCUGUUCCUCAACAAGAAGGACCUGUUUGAGGAGAAGAUCGCCCACAGCCCUCUGACCAUCUGCUUCCCAGAGUACACUGGCCCCAACAAGUAUGAGGAGGCUCAGGCUUUCAUCCAGACCAAAUUUGAGGAUCUGAACAAGAAGAAGGACACCAAGGAGAUCUACACCCACUUCACGUGCGCCACCGACACCAAGAACGUGCAGUUUGUGUUCGACGCCGUCACCGACGUCAUCAUCAAGAACAACCUGAAGGACUGUGGCCUCUUCUAAUAACCUGUCUGAGGAAGAGUCAAGAUUACUUGAACAGUUCGGUGACCAUACAGAUAUAGGGGAAUAUACACACAUCAUGAAUGACUGCACUGGCCAACCACAAUUUCUGCUUUGAUCUGCUUUUUAUAAAGACACCUAAGAGACUGAAAACCCGACGAGCCUUGUGGAAUUUCAACGAUUGCUGAUCCAGUCACUCGUAUUGUUAACUCUUUGGGCUAUGACCACAAAAAAAAUCAACAUUUAUUAUUGUAUUUUUGUUCUUUCUUCUUUAUUUUCAAUUUACUAGAGGAGUCAAAGGAGAACUUUUUUAUAUAAAUGCAUUCAUCUUACUUUUAGAAAUUCUGAUGUGCAAAUUAUUAAACUUUUAAUCACAUGAAGCUUAUUUUUUAAGAGUUGAAGCACAGGCAUGGACAUAAAAUAUGGUUGAUAAAGGAAAGUGCUUUUUUUUUUUCUUUAAUUUAAUGUUUACAUAAGUUCAUCAUUCAUAGCCAAACCGUAUAUUGUUCUGCAUGAGUCAACAAGGCAAAUAUUAGCUCUGUAAUCUGCACAAAUUAUCUAACAUUCCUACAAAAUGAUCAUAAAAAAAGAAUAAAACGUUGAAAAGAGAGGGAAAAAAAAAAGCUUCACAUGCAGGGGGAAAUUAUGGCGAAAUUCUAACUGAUAUUUAAAGUUUGUGUGUACCUAACAUUCUCUCACUUUUUAUAGUACCAUUUCCAUGUCUGUUGCAGUAUGUUUGUGCCUUGACUUCUGUUUACGACCAAUUCCUAGAUAUGCUUUUAGUACUGUUUGACCUACUGUGCGCCUAUAUUUUUCUUCCAUUUUUCUGCCUAGCACCUAUGAAUAUAUAGUGAUUAUUAAUGAGAGACGAAAAUCUAAUUCAGAAAAAAAAAGGUUAGUGUUUUUGGUAAAUAUUAAAAUGCUUUGAAAGUCCUUUAUGAUUUAAUUUAAAUAAAAGUAGAGAUCACCUGA
This is a messenger RNA of Acanthopagrus latus (yellowfin seabream), 2188 nucleotides long. RefSeq names its product guanine nucleotide-binding protein G(i) subunit alpha-2-like. Gene Ontology annotation, cellular component: heterotrimeric G-protein complex. NCBI's taxonomy places the organism in Eukaryota, Metazoa, Chordata, Actinopteri, Spariformes, Sparidae. Gene Ontology annotation, molecular function: GTPase activity; G-protein beta/gamma-subunit complex binding; G protein-coupled receptor binding. The record is from RefSeq and is a predicted model, not a curated record. Gene Ontology annotation, biological process: adenylate cyclase-modulating G protein-coupled receptor signaling pathway; gamma-aminobutyric acid signaling pathway. Bases 152 to 1219 code for a protein of 355 amino acids. The transcript is spliced from 10 exons.